This is a messenger RNA of Racocetra persica, 668 nucleotides long. NCBI's taxonomy places the organism in Eukaryota, Fungi, Glomeromycota, Glomeromycetes, Diversisporales, Gigasporaceae. The record is from the annotation of a GenBank genome assembly.
AUGCCAGUGCGGCACUUGUCAGAUGAUUUGAUCCAUGAUAUCUUGCAAUACCUCCGUGAGGAUCAAGACGCUCUUUACAAUUCUCUAUGUGUAAACCGUUUUUGGAGUAGUCAAGUAGUUCCAUUACUUUGGUGUCAACCAUUUGUAAACUGUCCUCUUUCAAAACGGCAUUUACUCAUAAGAACAUAUAUAUCAUGUUUUAAUACGGAUGAACUUACAAAUCUAAGUCCGUAUAAAAUUAAUCUUGCCGAAGUCCAACCUACUUUGUUUGAUUAUGCAAGAUAUUUGGAAAGUAUUUCUGAUUGUCAUUUGAAUUCAAGUGUUCUUGAUUGGGUUCAUAAGCAGAUAAACCAGAAAUUCUCUGAUUUCCCCGUUGGAGCAAUUACGGCAUCUUUGUGGCACAUGUUUUUACGUAAAUGUGUGAAGAUACAAUCGAUUUUAAUUUCUCCUCAUUAUUAUAGUUCUCAUCUUCCAACAUUGAAAUCAACUUUUGUGACAAGUACUGCAAUUCAUUCUUUACGCAGUUUGGAGAUUGUUAUUGAUCAGGAUUUCAUUAAGGGGAAGUUUCCAAACACGGUAGAAAUCUUAAAACAGUUGUCUUUGUUAUGCGUUAACAUUGAAUAUAUUGAAAUAAAAAUCUUGAGAGAGACAAAUCCUUUAACUCAACA